GAAAUCGUAACCGGAAGUCCUAUCACAACAUGCUCCGGAAGGUUGAGUAAUGGCUGUGAGCCCUGGAGUUGCUAGCUAACCUUGCGGAGCAGUCCUUGACGAGGCCAAGAGUUCUCCCUGUGCAACAAUAGAUGCCUGACCCUGGUCCAUGGGUGUGAGCCGUCUGGAUGUAAUUUAUAGAAGGCUACUCCUCACCAAACUCUUCAUUGGGGGAUGGGGGAAGCCCGAAGACCUCAAAAGAAUCUUUGAGUUCCGUAAGAUUAUUGGAGACAGAGAGAAGUGCAAGUCUCUUGUGCCUGAGGACUAUCCAGUUUACAUUAGCAAGACAGAGGAGCACUCCGACUUUCAUAUCCAUGAUGGGUUCUUCAUCUCUCCUCUGGAGCAUUGGGUUCCGGGAAUUCUGCCACCAGAGGCUCUCAAAGCCAGUUUUCAGUUCAUAGUUCCUAAGAGAUGGCAGAAGAACAGACCAGUAUGCAUCCACUUGGCUGGGACUGGAGAUCAUUUUUUCUGGCGUCGGCGGACCUUGAUGGCGAGGCCCAUGAUCAAAGAGGCAGGAAUGGCUUCAUUGCUUCUGGAGAACCCAUAUUAUGGCUCUCGUAAACCUAAGGACCAACUGUGGUCCUGUCUAAAGAAUGUUUCAGACCUGUUUGUCAUGGGAGGGGCAUUGAUCCUGGAGUCAACAGUGCUUCUCCACUGGCUGGAGAGAGGAGGAUACUGGCCACUGGGAAUGACUGGCAUCUCUAUGGGAGGAUAUAUGGCAUCCCUGGCAGUGACUAACUGGCCGAAGCCCAUCCCUCUGAUUCCCUGUUUGUCUUGGUCCACUGCCUCAAGUGUCUUUACCACGGGUGUUUUGAGUAAAGCAGUGAACUGGACAGAGCUGGAGAAGCAGUAUGCCAUUAACUCAGUGUAUGAAGAGGAGAUCACUCACCUUUUGGAGUACUGUGGGGCUGAUUCCUUAAGGAUGGGUACAGAGCCUCUGAAGAAUGCGGACACUAUAGAGUCGCUUCUGGGUCUGUCUAGAGGUGAAAGACCGUCAGUGGGCCAGUACACCGAAACUGGACGGGAGGGUGAGGUUGAACAAGGCCCGUUGAUUGGUAGAGGCCCUAAAGGUGGCAGAAAUGGAGACAAAGACCAUUUGUUAUCAUCAGUGAACAACAGUGGGACAAGUUUGGACACAAGAAGUCUAUAUGCAAAGAGCACUCUGCAUUGGAAGAACAGGAAUUCAGCCAAAUGCUUUCGGCCAUCUUUGCAUAGAGAAUCGAUAAGCUUCAUGAAGGGUGUAAUGGAUGAAUGUACACACAUGGCCAACUUCUCUGUCCCUGUAGACACUGGUCUCAUUAUCGGAGUCCAAGCCAAAGAGGAUGCCUACAUCCCUCGUACAGGAGUCCUCAGUCUGCAGGAGAUCUGGCCUGGAUGUGAAGUCCGAUAUCUGAAUGGAGGACACAUCAGUGCAUACCUGUUUAAACAAAACGCCUUCAGACAGGCGAUAUAUGAUGCAUUCAACAAAUUCAGCCUGAAGUAUCCCAACUAGCCAUGGCAAGCAGAAGUCCCUUCCACCCAAUAACAACACCAGAAUCAUCAUUUUCGCAGAGGCCUGAAUUCUUCUGAGACGACCUGUGCCUGAGCUUAACAGUCUAUACUUACACGAAACUAAGCUUACAUCAGCUAAACUCAGUCAUUUUCAAAUUAUUUUCAUUUCCUGUGUCUGCAGAGGGAUUGGUUUUUGCCUUGUUGCCUCUAAAUCAACCUUAGCAACAGAAAUUGUGGCAGUAUGAAAUAGUGUUGUAGAAAGUGGCAACAGGAAUGUGGCUGUCUAAAGCCUGAAACAUGCUUCUGCGACUGCGUCUGCGUCUUUUCACGCCGCUGUGGCGCAAGACUCGUUGUCAUUCAUGCUUCCCCAACCGUUGCGCGUCUUACAAAGCAAUUCCGCGCCAGAACACUAGGCGGAGUAAUGCUUUUUGUUAGCCUGGAUGCCAGACGAAUUUAGCCCCGCCCACAACAUUUUGGUCGGGCAGUUCGGUCUGGAGUCGCUCCAUUGGGAAAAAAUUAUGGGGCGUGUUUCAACUGACCAGGAAGUAAAAUUCCUCUUCGCUCAAUUGGAUAGACCUACAACCAAUCAGAGCAACGUAGUAUGUGACGUAUGCUAAGCAACGCAUUGUGAGUUAUUUACUGGGUUCACACCGGACGCUUCAGCGCAGCGCCAAGCCUUAAAUAACAGCUGGCUCCCAUCCACUCCCAUGUUAAAACUUUGUGCCGGUCACACCGGAGGCUGAAGCACCACGAGGCAGCCUUGGCGCAGCGCGGUGCUUCAGCCUCCGGUGUGACUGGCACAAAGCCGUGCAGCGAUCUACUGGAUCAACGGGUGAUAUUAUUAGCGCUGCCCGGCGGUUCAGCGUCGCUUCAGUGUCCGUUGUGAACAGCCAAGCGCCGGGGCGAUAGGGAUUAGCGCGGUGCUCUGGCGUCGCCUCCACGUUCUGUGUUCCUCUUUCAAAAUGAAUGCGCUGUCGGUCUUCUAAAACAGACUCAAUGGCAGCAUCUACACAUCUCAGCUCGCCAGCGGCAGGCAUGUUUGUUGAAAACGAAUUCAACCCGAGGGCACUGUGAUGACGUGGUUGAUUACGUUACCGUUGAUCAUCUGUCAAUCAUCGUAUAAAGCCCGCCCUGACAAUCUGAUUGGCCCGGUCGGGCCAUAAUUUUUUCCCAAUGGAGCGACUCAAGACCGAACUGCCCGACCAAAUUGUUGUGGGCGGGGCUAAGUUCGUCUGGCAUCCAGGCUAGCUUUUUGUCGAAGACGACCUGAGAGACGCCUUCUUUCUUCUUCAUCGAUUGUUUAUUUACAUAGCUACUGCGGCUCCUUGUAGCCUUUUUCAGGCGGACAAAUACGCCAGUCAGUGACGGGUUAUACAAGUGGACAUACUUUCGGAUCUCUUCUGCCAAACGCUCUUCUAUUUGGUCCAUAUUCAUUCUUCUAAAUCUCCCGUUGUUUCUGCCUGUAUUAUGUGGCAUGAAACCGGAAAUGCAGCUUCAGAAGGGAUGUAGAGCAGACCAAUCACAGCCUUGCGGGCUGAGUGAGCUUGCGGAGCUUUGCCGUAAAUUUUAGAAAAGGGGGUCGACACCCGUCAGCACGUAAGGAGGGAUACAUAAGCAGGUAAGGGACCCUCUUGCGCUUACGGGCCCGUGAAAACGCAGAAGCAUGUUUCAGGCUUAAGAGACACUCACUUUGUGGUGAUGGACAAUAAAUCCUAUGGUUUUCAAUGGCUCACUGGUCCACACCAGCAGACUGGUAGUGUCCAUCCUCAUGUGGGCUGUGUCAUGGAUAUUUCUCCUGGAGAAAGUGGGACAAACACACAUAAAAGUCAGUUUAAUAGUAUGAAUUUCAACACACUGUUAUGCACUUAAUAUAGAUUGAUUUAAAUUGCUUUAUAUAGCAGAUUAUAAAUACUAAAUGUCAAGAAAUACUGAUGAAAAUAUUGAAUACUAUACUCAUGUUGGGAAUUACAUCAAAGAAAGAAAUUAGUUACUGCUCAAUUUAAACCAUCAAUGUAUAUUUUCAAAUACAAUUAUAAAUGGUUCACAUUGGUAAACAUAUAUGGUGGUUACAUUUACAACCAAUAAGAUUGUUUUUCAUAUGGUUUGUGUUUUUUGUUUUUACUGCAGUAGUUACCCAGUUUAUGAACUUUCAGUAAUUACCUCUCUAUAAAUCGUGUUUUGAUGCCCUUGAUGGCCAGUGGCCGGAGAAAUGUUUUCAGGUUGCCCUUCCACCCUGUAUGUCUGUCCGUCGGUCCCUUUGUUGUGAAUACGAUAUUUCAAGAACUCUUUGAGAGGGAGAGAGAUUAUUUGAAUCCUUUCGAUACCAUAUGUUUCUCAUAUUUCCUGGUCAAACAUAAAUCAAAGGUUCCUCACAGUAAAGUUGGGAGCCAAGAGAAAGCAAUUCAAGGUGACAAGACAAUGUUUCUUUAUUUUGAGGGCCAUGUACAAUGACCUCAGUUUUUAGGUCAUUGCAGUUACUUCAAUGGUUUUGGAUUUAGCUGCAAUGCUGUUUACCCCUGAAACUCCAAAAGUGUUUGGUGGACUCAAACACUUCACCCCUCUAUUUGUAUAGUGGUGAGUAGAUAUCAUUUUUGGGUGAUCUAUCCCUUUAAAGCCCUUACAAGGAGUUUAUAACUGGUUAUGAAACUGAGAAAAAUCUACUUUUUCUAUAAACUAUUUGCCGUUUGGCAUCCGGUUUAUCUUCCACUGCAGCAGAUCCUGUAUCUUCGACACACCGGCCAAGGCGGAGCAGUUUCUUGAGAAGUUGGUCAGAACAGGGAAGCUGAGAAGCGUAGAAGAAAUGGCGAUAAAGCUAUGUUGAACCCAUGUUAAAGUAUUUCCCUUGGGCGGUAAAUAGGAAUGGUUCUUUUAUUUUUUGUGUCGUUGGAAUUCUGUAUUUCUUGAGCUUUUCAUAAACUAAUAAAGAAAUUCCUUGCCAAAUA
This is a messenger RNA of Pleuronectes platessa (European plaice), 4472 nucleotides long. It is a transcript of the gene abhd18, whose product is annotated as abhydrolase domain containing 18. The coding region runs from base 149 to 1531 and encodes 460 amino acids. NCBI's taxonomy places the organism in Eukaryota, Metazoa, Chordata, Actinopteri, Pleuronectiformes, Pleuronectidae. The record is from RefSeq and is a predicted model, not a curated record. The transcript has 14 exons.